UUGUGGGGCGGCGGCUGCGUAGCAUCCUCAGUUGAGCGGCGCCAGGCGGACAGACAGCGGACCUGGACCUGGAUCUGGAUCUGGACCUGGACCUGGACCUGACCGAACCCUCACCUUCACCUCAGAGCCGAGCCGGAAGUGCCUUAUCACCGCGGAGAUGGUUCACGGAGACCUGAUGAGCCAGGCGGAGGAUGUAGCGGACCAGUUCCUCAGGGUGACCAAACACUACCUGCCGCACGUUGCCAGGUUGUGUCUGGUCAGCACCUUCCUGGAGGACGGGAUCAGGAUGUGGUUCCAGUGGACGGAGCAAAGCGAAUACAUCGACUCCACCUGGAGCUGCGGACGCUUCCUGGCCACCAUCUUCGUCCUGCUCAACCUGCUGGGGCAGCUGGGUGGCUGUGUGUUGAUUCUCAGCAGGAACUUUGUCCAGUACGCCUGCUUCGGCCUGUUUGGAGUCAUCGCCCUGCAGACGGUGGCCUACAGCAUCCUGUGGGACCUCAAGUUCCUCAUGAGGAGCCUGGCUCUGGGCGGUGGCCUGCUGCUCCUCCUGGCUGAGAGCCGCGAGGAGGCGCGCAGCGUGUUCGCCGGCGUCCCCUCGCUGGGCCAGAGCUCGCCCAAACACCUGCUGCAGCUGGGAGGACGGGUGCUGCUGGUGCUCAUGUUCAUGACGCUGCUGCACCUCGACCUGAGCCUGUUCAGCGUGCUGCACAACCUGGUGGGCACGGCGCUGGUGGUGCUGGUGGCCGUGGGCCUGAAGACCAAGCUGGCCGCCCUGACGCUGGUGGCCUGGCUGCUCUGCAUCAACUUCUACUUCAACGCCUUCUGGACCGUCGCCGCCUACAAGCCCAUCCACGACUUCCUCAAGUACGACUUCUUCCAGACCACCUCGGUGAUCGGGGGCCUCCUGCUGGUGGUGGCCCUGGGGCCCGGAGGGGUCAGCAUGGACGAGAAGAAGAAGGAGUGAGGGUUUGAACCAACCAAUCAGCUGCUGCCUUCACUGUGUGCUUUGGAGUUUGAUUGACAGCUGAAUCUGCCAAUCAGAAAUCCCCGUACUGCAGCUUUGGUUUACAGUGCAACACAGGCUGGAAAAACCUCAGCGAGAAAUGAAAAAACAACGUUUUUUUUUUUUUUUUUAAAUGACAGAGGAUAAUCC
This is a messenger RNA of Myripristis murdjan (pinecone soldierfish), 1153 nucleotides long. RefSeq names its product surfeit locus protein 4-like. Gene Ontology annotation, biological process: Golgi organization. NCBI's taxonomy places the organism in Eukaryota, Metazoa, Chordata, Actinopteri, Holocentriformes, Holocentridae. The transcript is spliced from 7 exons. The coding region runs from base 158 to 964 and encodes 268 amino acids. The record is from RefSeq and is a predicted model, not a curated record. Gene Ontology annotation, cellular component: membrane; endoplasmic reticulum; endoplasmic reticulum-Golgi intermediate compartment.